AUGUCCAAGACUGCACGUCCCACGGUUUACCUGUUUGUUAACAAGGACAGAGCUUCUCUGUCCCUGUCCAGAUGCCACGGGAAAGACGCCUCGGCUAUCCUCAGCCAUGUCCAGUCGUGCCGCAACCAGAAGAACAAGCAGUUGCACAUGUUCAGAGUCGAGGACACCACCGAGCUAAUCUCAGCACCUCCGUCCCCUCGAAAGCAAUCCAUCAGCCACAGGCACCCCAGGCACCGUUCGCCGAGGCCAACCCCACCGUUGCGAAGUGACACACCACCAACAACACCCAAGGACCAUCGGCUGGUUAAGCCCGAGCCAGUAAGCUCUCCUCCUCCUUCUCGGACCAACUCCCCGGGCAAGGCGCCCGAGGUCGAGGAACUGCUACACUACUUCAACUCGUUAUGCUUUGCGCAAGAGCCACACCCUCACGGCCAACCACAGAGCCAAGAUCUCUUCCAUCAGCUCGUCUCGUCCGAGGGGUUUUCAAGCUUCUCGGAUCGAGUUGUGGGAGGAAUUCACGGAUAUGCCAUGCUUGCCUGCAUAGCCGCGAGAAUGGGUGCCGAUAUACCCAGUCGACGCGAGGAGUUCGAGAUUAAGGCAACCAAGUACAUGCAACCGUCGCUCCAACGGCUACGGGAACAACUCGCCGAUCCAGCGACGAGAACGUUGACCGAUCGGCAAAUUUUGCAGGAAAUGGUUCUCCACUGUGUGACGAAUUGGUAUCUUCAGGACUUUACAGCCGCCCAAACACACUUAAAAGCCAUCAGUUGUUUUAUGGGUUGUCUCGACGUUUCCAACAGUUCAGACCGCAGGCUGAUGGAUCUCAUCAACCGGUGCGGUCUCUUUAUCGCUACGAGCAUACGUGCCGAGCAGACCGCGCGUCCAAGCGCGUGUCAGAGGACAGAAUCCUUUUCUGCACGUGGUUUAUGCCGGGUGGUCUAA
Molecule: messenger RNA, 942 nt
Organism: Fonsecaea erecta
Lineage: Eukaryota; Fungi; Ascomycota; Eurotiomycetes; Chaetothyriales; Herpotrichiellaceae
Exons: 1
Coding region: 1-942 (313 amino acids)
Source: RefSeq, a predicted model, not a curated record